AUGCCCAACUUCAACCGCCUGGUUCGUUUCAAAGAUACUGAUGAAAAUAUCAGAUAUGGCGAGGCCCCUUCUUCAGGAAAAUUGAUAGGCUCUGAGGUAGAGGUCUACAGUGGAACCGAACCCUGGAAUCUAAGUCCGACAAAGGAGAGAGCAGUAAUUUCCGAGGUUCUUGCUCCGUUGAAUCACACUCCGAUUAUUUAUGGAAUUGGUUUGAAUUAUAAGACGCACAUAGCUGAGGCAGGCUGGCCAACUCCUCCAUAUCCCACCGUGUUUACGAAGCCCCCUGGAGCUCUCAAUGGCCCAUUCUCGACGGUUCCCGUUCAUCCACAAUGCACUUUGAUGGACUAUGAAGGGGAGUUGGCUGUUAUUAUUGGGAAAGAUUGUAAGGACGUCGGUGAUCCCGCAGACGCUCUCGAGUUCGUAUUGGGAUACACUGCGGCAAAUGAUGUGAGUAGUCGAUACUGGCAGGCACCGGAGAUCAGCGGUCAGCAGCAUGGAUAUGCGAAGAGCUUCGAUGGGUUUGCUCCUAUUGGACCUGUGCUCGUCUCUACGACAGCCGCUGGGCCUGUUGGUGACAUGGUCCUCGUGACCCGAGUUAAUGAUCAGGAACGGCAACGAGCCAAACUAGACGAUCUUCUGUUUGGCGUUGGUGAUUUGAUUGUUCACUUAAGCCGCGGCACAACUUUAAAGGCAGGCACUAUCAUAUUAACUGGAACCCCGGGCGGAGUUGCAGCCUUCAUGAAGCCGCCUGCCUGGCUCAAGACAGGUGACACAGUGGAGGUAGAGAUAUCGGGCAUCGGAAGCAUUUUGAACGAGUACGUAUAUCAAUGA
Molecule: messenger RNA, 831 nt
Organism: Clonostachys solani
Lineage: Eukaryota; Fungi; Ascomycota; Sordariomycetes; Hypocreales; Bionectriaceae
Source: the annotation of a GenBank genome assembly